Molecule: messenger RNA, 5203 nt
Organism: Kogia breviceps (pygmy sperm whale)
Lineage: Eukaryota; Metazoa; Chordata; Mammalia; Artiodactyla; Physeteridae
Source: RefSeq, a predicted model, not a curated record
UUGGCAACAGGAGGACGCGGGCGGGCGGACUGGGUUUCCCGCGCGUUCCUGGCACCUGCCUGCGGUGGGAGGCGCAGGCCGAGCCAUGUCGGAAAUCCUGUGCCAGUGGCUCAACCAGGAGUUGAAGGUGUCCCAGACCGUGAGUCCCAAGUCAUUUGCGAAGGCAUUUUCCAAUGGCUAUCUAAUUGGAGAAGUUUUGCACAAGUUUGCACUUCAGGGUGAUUUUGCAGAAUUUUCAGAAAGCAGGAUUUCAAGUGCCAAACUUAAUAAUUUUUCUCGCUUGGAGCCCACACUUCAUCUUCUGGGUGUGCAGUUUGAUCAAAAUGUGGCCCACAAUAUAAUCACAGAAAAGCCUGGGGCGGCCACGAAACUCUUAUAUCAAUUGUACAUUGCUCUCCAGAGAAAAAAGAAAGGUGUGCUGACUGGAGUGGAAAUGCAAACCAUGCAACCCCUGACAAAUACAAAAGUUCAAAGCGUGAAAAGCGAGACUUUUCGAGAUCAACACUUGAGCAGAAGACGACAAAAUGAAAUAAUGGCUAAAAUCCAAGCAGCUGUCAUACAGAUUCCUAAACCCGCAUCAAACCGUAUUGUGAAAGCACUUGACACUCAAAAAAUGUUGAGAAAGAAAAAAGAGGCAGAGGAUGUGGCCAAUGAGAUUAAGAAGUUUGAAGCAUUAAUAAAAAAGAAUCUCCAAGCAAAAGAAAGUGCAUCCAAGACUUCUUUAGAUACAACAGUCCAGACAACCGCUGAUUUGUUAAACACUUAUUCGGAUGAUGACUACAUUAAAAAAAUCCAAAAGCGCCUCAAAGAAGAUGCUUUUGCACGAGAGCAAAGGGAGAAAAGACGGCGGAGACUCUUAAUGGACCAGUUAAUAGCCCACGAAGCACAAGAGGAGGCUUAUCGGGAGCAGCAGCUGAUCAACCGGCUGAUGAGACAGUCCCAGCAGGAGCGCAGGAUCGCCGUGCAGCUCAUGCACGUUCGGCACGAAAAGGAAGUUUUACGGCAAAACAGAAUUUUCAGAGAAAAACAAUAUGAGGAAAGACGGCUUAAAGAUUUCCAGGAUGCUCUCGAUCGAGAAGCGGCUUUGGCCAGACAAGCCAAGAUUGAUUUUGAAGAACAAGCCCUCAGAGUUAAGGAAAUUCAUGAGCAGAUUGCCUUGGAAAGGGUUCAAGCUCAUUACAAAAAACAUUAUUCAAUAUGUGCAGAAAUUUUGGAUCAAAUCCUUGAUUUGUCCACUAAAGUGGCAGACUAUCGAACGUUGACAAAUAACCUGAUUCCAUAUAAGUUGAUGCAUGAUUGGAAGGAACUGUUUUUUAAUGGAAAGCCCAUAUAUGAGCAAGCAUCUCUUAAGCAUCUGCCAGCUAAGCUCUCUGCAGAACAGCUUAUAGAACUGGAGAAAAGAGACUUGCUAGAUAACAGUGAUUAUGAAGAAUAUAAGAACAUGGUUGGAGAAUGGGCCUUACCAGAAGAAAUGGUUGAUAAUUUACCACCCUCCAACAAUUGCAUAUUGGGCCAUGUGAUUCACAGACUAAUUGAAAGCUCUCUUCCUUCUGAAGUUGAAUCAACAGUACCUGAGUUACCUUCAUUUGUUAUAAAAGGAUGCGUGUUGGGGAAAACAUUUAGUGGAAAAACUACUGCUCUAAAGUCUCUAGAGAAAAGCUUUCCUAUUCAGGUACUUUCUAUUGACACUCUCGUCCAAGAAGCUAUCCAAGCAUUUCACAACAAUGAGAAGAGCAGCGGAGCCCUUCAGAAAGCAGCUGAAGAAAAGGCUGUACCAGUUAGGCAAGAGAGUAGUAAAGAAAGCCAGGCGUGUGUUUCCUCCCCAAAGGAUCUGCAAAAUGUAUUUUCAGCUGAAGCAUUACCAGAAACAGAAGAUAAAAGCAGACUUAGUACCAAUACUAGAAAAACAUCAAAAGCUGAAGAAGUCAUAGCAAGUGAUAGUUUCUCUGAACUCACUGUGCGUGCUCAGCUUGGUGCAAAAUCAGAAAAGUUGCUGAAGAAAGGAAAGAGCAUAUCUGAUACGUUGCUAGUCAGCAUCCUGGUAAAUGCUAUUAAUCAGAUACCUAUAUCUAAAGGCUGGGUCCUGGAUGGCUUUCCAAUGACAUUAAACCAAGCGAAGCUUCUGGAGGAAGCACUCACAGGCUGCAACAGAAACCUCAUAGACCUGGAGGGAAAGAAAUCACAAAUAUCCACACUGGCUGUUGACCCUACAACUUCCAGAGAAGUGCCUCUUCCCUCUUCUGCAUUUGAUUUUGUCAUGUUAUUAGAUAUUUCAGAUAAUUCCUCACUGAAUCGCAUGAAUGACAUCAUGGCUGAAGCAUUUUCAAGUAAAACUCCUCAUGAAGACAUCAAUCAACGUGUAGCUGCUAAAAACCAAGAUGUGGAUGAAGACCAGAAUUUAAGAGAUCAGAUACAGCAUAGAAUUGUUGGCUUCUUGGACAACUGGCCUUUAUUGGAGCAAUGGUUUACAGAGCCAGAAAACAUUUUGAUAAAAAUUAAUGCCGACAUAGAUAAACAGUCUUUGUGCCAAAAAGUAAAGGAAAUGUUUAUGACUGAAAUAAUGAAAAAAGAGAAUAAAGAAACCCCGCAUGGUAAUCCAGAAUCUCUUCAGGAAGGAAAAAGGAAGAAAAGUGAAACUUCGCUCAAAAGAAAAGGUUCUCCCAGAGGAAAAUAUCCAGGAGGGAAAGUUCCAGUAAAGAAAUCACCUGCUGACUCUACAGAUGUGUCACCUGCUCCAGCAGUGCCACCCCCAUCUAAGCCAGGAUCAGAAGAAUGGGUGUAUGUGAAUGAACCAAUUCCUGAGGAAAUACGAUCAUUUUUAGUACCUUACUGGAAACUGAUAGAAAAUUCCUAUAUAAAUUCCAUCAAAACAGUACUCAGGCACCUGAGAGAAGGCCAGCAUACGGUGAUUGCUUACUUAUAUGAUAUUAGAACAAGUUUCCAGCAGUCUCUAAGGUGUCCAGACCACAAGCAAGAUUUUGUAUCUCAGUGGCAGGCUGAUUUCAACUCCCUUCCUGAUGACCUGUGGGAUGAUGAGGAAACGAAGGCUGAACUACACCAAAGAGUGAAUGAUUUACAGGACCGCCUGUGGGACAUCUGUGAUACCCGCAAGGAAGAGGCAGAGCAGGAGCGUCUGGGCAUCAUUAACGAGAGCUGGUUGCAGGACUCGAUCGGAAUCGCGAUGAACCAUUUCUUCUCACUGAUGCAGGCAGAACUGAACCGUUUCCAAGAUACGAAGAGACUGCUUCAAGAUUAUUACAGAGGAAUGGAAUGUAAAAUCCCAACAGAUGACACUAAGAGAUUUACUCGAGUCCCAUUGGUCCAACUGGAUAGUAAAGAUAUUUUGGAAUCCCAGCUUAGAAUUCCCCUAGUUCCUCAAAGACCCAGUUCUCCAGAGUCAGCUUUAUCCAAACCAAAAAGAAAAGCCAUACUAAAGGGCAAGAUCGAUUACUCACUGGAAAACAUAGAGUUAAACUUUGAGACCAAUGAGAAGAUAGUGAUGGACACGUGGCAGCAGUCUUCUUUAGCAAUAUCUCACAUGGUGGCUGCUGAAAUUCAUCAGAGACUCAUGGAAGAAGAAAAAGAAAAGCAGCCAGCAGAGGCAAAAGAAAAACCUCCUCAGGUAGCUGCAAAUAAAAAAGUGAAAAAGGAGCCAACCAAGAAAAAAAAAGAGGACAAAAAAGGAAAAGAUAAAUCCCCACCUAUGGCAGAAACCACUCCUGUAAUAGUAACAGCAGAGGAGGCUGAAGAAAUGGAAAUAAAAAGCAAACUGAGGCUCAGAAUAAAGGAAGAGCAUCUUGCUGCCCUGCAAUUUGAAGAGAUAGCUACACAGUUCAGACUUGAACUGAUCAAGGUAAAAGCAUUGGCUUUCCUGGAAGAGUUAGUAACAAAGGCAGUUGAUGUAUAUAAACUCAUGGAAAAGUGGCUCGGUGAGAGGUACUUGAAUGAAAUGGCCAGUGUGAAAAAAUUAACUGAAGUAGCUCGCUAUCACAUUGAAACAUCAACCAAAAUUCAGAAUGCACUUUAUUUAGACCAAGAAGACUUCUGCAUUAAUGGCGAUAUAAAAGUCUUUCCAGACCUGUCUCCUCCGAUACGCCCUCCACCUGCAGAAAGGGAAGAAAAUGGCACCCUGACCAUCAAACAGCUUGGCAAUCUUCGGGAUCAGUUCUUAGAGAUAGCACCCCAAGGCACAAUAGGAAACAAAGCAUUUGCUGACAUUCUGCUGGAUUUGGUAACCCUGAACCUUGGAACAAACAACUUUCCUAGUAGUUGGAUGAACCUCACUCAACCUGAAUUGCAGGAGUUGACGUCCUUACUGGUAACAAACUCGGAGUUCGUGGACUGGCGGAAAUUCUUGUUAGUAGUUGCGCUGCCUUGGCCCAUUCCUCUGGAGGAGGAGCUCUUGGAGACCCUGCAGAGGUUCCAGGCUGUGGAUGAGGAGCACCUGGGCACAGUCACUUUCGAGCAGUAUAUGCAGGCUGGUCUGUGGUUUACGGGAGAUGAAGAUAUAAAAAUUCCAGAAAAUCCCCUUGAACCUCUGCCAUUCAAUAGGCAAGAGCAUCUUAUAGAGUUUUUCUUUAGAUUAUUUGCUGACUGUGAGAAGGACCCACCUCAGCUUGACUACACACAGAUGCUGCUUUAUUUUGCUUGCCAUCCAGACAGUGUGGAAGGGGUCUACAGGGCCCUCAGUGUGGCCACUGGGACUCAUGUCUUCCAGCCAAUUGAAAUGCCUCCUCUUGCUGCAGAAAAGACCGCCUCCUUUACUGGUAUGAGUCCCAUUGAGGAAUAUCCUGAACUUGAGGACAAUUUUAUAAGUGAAGAAAGGGAAUUACAAGAGGAAGGGAAGGCGAAGGAAGAAGAAAUCUCUGAAAAUGCAAACACGGAAAUGAUAUCCAUGGAAACACUACUCCAAGUGUUCCAAGGAGCAAACGAAGCACAGGAUGCUAACAGAUUUGCCAGCCACCAAAAGACAGAGAACAUGUAUUCAGAGAACUUUAUAAAAGUAUUUCAGGACCUAGGUUCCAAGAAUCUGGAGCCAAUUAAAAUUGCUGUUCUGCUGAAGCAUCCUUUUAUUCAAGAUCUGAUUUCAACUUAUCCAGACUAUAAAAUCCCUGAUGUUAAAAUAAUUCUCCAAAGGAGUGAGCAUGUACAAGGAAGUGAUGAAGAGAGGUCUCCUUCAAGACUCACAGAGGAAAAGAAAUGA